AUGCCCAAGAACAAGGGAAAAGGCGGUAAGAACCGUCGUCGUGGAAAGAACGAGAACGACAACGAGAAGCGUGAGCUCGUCUUCAAAGAGGAUGGCCAAGAGUACGCCCAGGUUGUCAAGAUGCUCGGUAACGGCCGCCUCGAGGCUCUUUGCUUUGACGGCGAGAAGCGUCUGGCUCACAUUCGUGGCAAGCUCCGCAAGAAGGUCUGGAUCAACCAGGGUGACAUUAUUCUCCUCUCGCUGCGCGACUACCAGGACGAGAAGGGUGAUGUUAUCAUGAAGUACACCGCCGACGAGGCCCGUUCCCUGAAGGCCUACGGUGAGCUUCCCGAGCACGCCAAGAUCAACGAGACCGAUACCUACGGCGCUGAGGGCUUCGAGGACAACGUCGAGUUCGACGAGGACCGCGAGAGCGAGGACGAGAAGGAAAUCGAUGUCGACGAGCUCUAA
This is a messenger RNA of Penicillium malachiteum, 450 nucleotides long. RefSeq names its product translation initiation complex factor eIF1A. The transcript has 2 exons. NCBI's taxonomy places the organism in Eukaryota, Fungi, Ascomycota, Eurotiomycetes, Eurotiales, Aspergillaceae. Bases 1 to 450 code for a protein of 149 amino acids. The record is from RefSeq and is a predicted model, not a curated record. Gene Ontology annotation, molecular function: RNA binding; translation initiation factor activity. Gene Ontology annotation, biological process: translational initiation. Gene Ontology annotation, cellular component: cytoplasm.